AUGGCUACUAAAUUCAUCAUCCUCGCUCAAGUCCACCGUUCCAAAAUCUCAAUCUCGACCCGAAAACCUCGUAAAUGCAACCAAAACAAGCCCCGACCAUCCAAAUCCAUAACCGACAACAUGUUCAACAAUGAUUUCGCUGGCAAAACCCUUACUGAAAUCUAUCAGGGUGACCUUAAAAAAUCAGACCCUCUUAAUAAUUCACUAUUGUUUGUGGAAGAUCAGCCAGUUAAAGAAGAGGACACAACGAGUCAAGGAGAACACGGGAAGCUGUCCAACUGCAACCGCAAAGACGGUAAGUCCAUAAUCGCAACAGAAUACGGAGACUUGAGACGUGAAGUUGCUCAUUUAAGCUUGUUGUGGUACAUGAAAUGUUCUAUAAGCUAUAUAUUAAGGAAGGCAAGAGCGUUUUACAAUGAGUUUUCUUGUGAUUCUUGUGUUGGGAGUAGCACUAUGGUUGUGGUCGAUCCAUAUUUUUCUGUUCCGGUUUUACCUUACAAUAAUUAA
Molecule: messenger RNA, 507 nt
Organism: Eruca vesicaria subsp. sativa (arugula)
Lineage: Eukaryota; Viridiplantae; Streptophyta; Magnoliopsida; Brassicales; Brassicaceae
Source: the annotation of a GenBank genome assembly